Amyelois transitella is the source of this 1865-nucleotide messenger RNA. Its product is annotated as mitochondrial-processing peptidase subunit alpha. The record is from RefSeq and is a predicted model, not a curated record. Bases 191 to 1798 code for a protein of 535 amino acids. The transcript is spliced from 12 exons. Gene Ontology annotation, cellular component: mitochondrion. Lineage: Eukaryota; Metazoa; Arthropoda; Insecta; Lepidoptera; Pyralidae. Gene Ontology annotation, molecular function: metal ion binding.
AGCGUCGUCCAAACGUCAUGAAAUAAUUACAAAAAAAAAAAGAUUUUCGUUUCGUGUGAAAAAUUCUGAAAAAAUAUUUCUAUGUACUGUAGUAUGUAUAAUACAACAAAAUUUUAGAAAAGCUAUUUUAUUUAAAUGGGAAAUAUUUUAUAAAUAAAUUCAUUCGUGUCCUUAAAGAAAACCUAGUAAUAUGUCACAUGUAACAGACAUGAAAAUUCUCUUCUCUAGGUUAUUUUCUAUAAAAAACGGGCUUAACGUUCCUAGAUGGGGAAUUAGAAGCUAUAGCCGUGAUAUUGAUCGGCCUGCACAACCUUUGUCAAAAGGCAGUGUAACGCCGCUUCCUCCCUUGUCAGAGCCAAUACCCAGCCUUCCACCAGUGGUCUACUCCACUGCCAUAUCUGAAGAUGCAAUCACUGAAGUCACCACCCUCAGCAAUGGCCUGAGGGUAGCGUCGGAGAAAAAGUUUGGUCAAUUUUGUACAGCUGGUGUUGUCAUUGAUUCUGGCCCAAGAUAUGAAGUGGAAUAUCCAAAUGGUAUAUGUCACUUCCUUGAAAAAUUAAGCUUUGGUGCCACAAACAAAUUUCCUACUCGUGACGUCAUGCUGCUUGAGUUAGAGAGGCAUGGUGGUAUUUGUGACUGCCAAGGAUCACGUGACACAACUGUCUACGCUACCAGUGCCGAUUCCAGGGGUCUUGAAGCUGUUACACAGGUACUAGCAGAGGUGACACUAAGGCCGCAACUGUCCUCUGAUGAAAUAGAGGCUGCAAGACAAGCAGUUGCAUUUGAAUUGGAGACACUCUCUAUGAGACCAGAGCAAGAAACCAUUUUGAUGGAUAUGAUACAUGCUGCUGCAUACAAAGACAACACACUUGGACUGCCAAAGAUUUGCCCGCACCAGAAUAUGCUCAAAAUAGACAGAGGUGCCAUAUUGAAUUUCUUGAAAAACCACUACACACCGGACAGAAUGGUUGUCGCCGCUGUCGGGGUAGAUCAUGAACCAUUUGUAGAGUAUGUCCAAAAAUAUUUUGUGGACACAAAACCUACGUGGAGCUCUGAAGAUAAUUUCAAGCCAAAAGUGGAUAAGUCCAUUGCAAAGUACACAGGAGGUAUGCAGCAGGAAGAAUGUGAAAUACCACUAUAUCCAGGCUCAGAUUUACCCGAAUUAUCACAUGUUGUCAUUGGCCUGGAAAGUUGUUCCCAUAGCGACCCGGAUUUCGUGGCGACGUGCGUGCUCAACAUGAUGAUGGGCGGUGGCGGCUCGUUCUCGGCGGGCGGGCCCGGUAAGGGCAUGUAUACGAGGCUUUACACCAAUGUACUUAACAGGUACCACUGGAUGUUCAACGCGACCGCGUACAACCACGCAUACGGCGACACCGGCCUGUUCUGUGUGCACGCUGCUUCGCCGCCAAACCGCAUUUAUGACACCACCAUUGUCAUUGCUAGGGAGCUCGCCAACAUGGCCGGGAAAGUCGGCGAGUCCGAGUUGAGAAGAGCAAAAACCCAGCUACAGUCAAUGCUGUUGAUGAAUCUGGAAGCGAGACCGGUGGUGUUCGAGGACGUCGGUCGUCAAGUGCUGGCCACUGGCAAGAGAAAGCCGCCAUCUUUUUUCAUUAACGAAAUUGAAAAGAUAACAGCUGAGGACAUAACUCGCGUGGCCCGCCGCAUGCUCGGCAGCCGGGCUUCAGUAGCGGCUCGCGGCAAGCUCACGCACCUCCCGAGCUUCGACGAGAUCCAGGCCAACAUGACUCUGUCUAGCGACGCGCCGCAGGGGCGACGCCUCAACCUCUUCAGGGCUUAAUUAUGCUGAUUAUAUUAUUACAUUGCAGAUUGUAUUCAAUUAUAUUGUUAAUAAAAUUUAGAGUAAA